Molecule: messenger RNA, 891 nt
Organism: Lingula anatina
Lineage: Eukaryota; Metazoa; Brachiopoda; Lingulata; Lingulida; Lingulidae
Molecular function (GO): calcium ion binding
Source: RefSeq, a predicted model, not a curated record
AUGUUUAACUACAUGUAUAUGCAAUCAGCAACGUUUGGUGGUGGGACAUUCACAAACCUUGGCACUACGGGAAGGGAUGGGCCUACUUCGGUGGGCUCUCAUUAUGACGGUACAGACCUUCAGGGGCUGGUGACAGUGACCAACGGGACCCAGUACAUAACCAUACCGUCCAAUGGUACUUACAGAAUAGAGGCUGCAGGUGCUGCUGGCGGAUGUGACAGCAGUGGGUGUACAUAUCGAAGCUACGGCGCAUAUGUGGUUGGAGACUUCACGCUUUAUGCAGGUGACCAGCUAAAGAUUCUAGUAGGACAAAUGGGCGGUGAGAAUUCUCAUUCUUCCUCUGGCGGUGGUGGCGGCACAUUCCUGACGUACGACGAUAACACGCCUAUCAUCAUAGCUGGUGGCGGGGGAGGUAUUGAAGGGGCUACUAAGCGGCGAGCAGCGUGUGGCGGCACUACAAAUACUACUGGGAACAGCGGUUACAGUAGCAGUACGAUUUGGCCUGGUGGUUCUAAUGGAGAGGGCGCUUCAACUGCAGACACCAGUAAUUCAGGUGGCGGCGGCGGUGGCCUGCUGACAAACGGGCGCAGUAGCACUGAGUUUGGUGGAUCCUACGGUACGGGCGGUGAAGGUGGAUUCGCUUUUGUAAAUGGAGGUACUGGUGGCAGGCCGAAAUCAUAUCUAGGCUGGGGAGGGUUCGGUGGUGGGGCGGGGGCGUAUGGUUUUGGCGGAGGGGCGGGGGGCGGAGGCGGUUACUCGGGUGGAGCUAGCGGAGAUAAUUCCGUAAAUUCGUGCGGUGGAGGAGGGGGCUCGUACAACGCCGGAGACAACGCCUCCGGUCAAGACGAUUACAACAACGGCCACGGAUAUUUGAUUAUUACAAGAAUAUAA